Molecule: messenger RNA, 3000 nt
Organism: Gigantopelta aegis
Lineage: Eukaryota; Metazoa; Mollusca; Gastropoda; Neomphalida; Peltospiridae
Product: lysM and putative peptidoglycan-binding domain-containing protein 1-like
Exons: 4
Coding region: 140-838 (232 amino acids)
Source: RefSeq, a predicted model, not a curated record
CACAAGUGUUGAAAAAGGAAGUCUUACAUUUAUUGUAUGUUUUAAAUUUAAUCGCUGAUUUGUGAUGAUGAUUGCUGUGAUAUUUGAUUGGAAGUUUACGCCAGGUGUUCACGAUUCAUUGUGACAGCCGAUCGGGUGGAUGAUGAGUGAAGGGGGGAUGGAGGAGCGCCAGGGGCUGGGGCAAUAUGUCCGCAGCCAGGCGCGUUACGGCUACGGCACGGCAGCCACGAGUAACACGGCCACACGGAAAUCACCGAACCCGAGCGACGGGACGAAGUUUAUAAAACACAUGGUCUCAUCCACCGACACAUUGAUGGGCAUAGCGCUCAAAUACAAUGUCACUGUGGAGGAGAUAAAGCGUGUUAACAAGCUGUGGACGAAUGACAGUCUGUUUCUGAGAGAACAUCUUCUCGUCCCGCUGACGAGGAAUAACGAACACGACGUCUCCCACGACCUCAUUGUAGUGACCUCGGACCGCGAGAGGUCAACAUCAAACCCUGCACAGACUGAGUCAUCGGACAGUCAGCACAGUGAACACCAGGGGGCGUUGUCAGGGAUGGACUUCCUGAAGAAAUACGACAGCACGAUCGCCCAGCUCAAGUCGAGUGUCGAGAAGAUGGAGAAAAAUGCAAGGUUUCUAGAUGGUAUAGAGGAUAACCCGCUUUCUUUACUUGGUCCCCGACGAUCACGGUCCCGCGCCACAGACCGCCAGCGCAGUGUGUCGUUUGAAGAUCCUCACUCUCCUGUGCUGGUGAUCCGGACAAACACACAGUCACGACACGUGCAGGACACACUAGAGGGCGCUCGCAAGGCUAACGAUGAACUCUUCCAGUUGUGAUAGUUGACACAAAUGGCUAACCUCGGCCGCUGAUUGAAAAGUGAAAGGGUUCAAGUGUGAUAGCUUGUCUUGUUAUGUACAUUUAAAUUAUUGGAUUGAAAAACAAAACACCAAAACUGGUGAAAUGUUUAAGUGUGAUAGUGUGUCUUGUUAAAACAUUUUAAUUAUUGACUUGAAGUGAAUCUGAAAGUUAAAUAUUCGAAAUGUGAAAGUUUGACACAUUAAUUAAUAACAUUUGUUGUUGGCGUGAACUAAAUGUUUCAAAUGUGAUAGUUUGUCACAUUAAACAUUUAUAUCGAUGGCUUGACAAAGUCCGACUGUGGAAUGUUUUAAACAUUUAUAUCAAUGGCUUGACAGUCUUGACUGUGGAAUGUUUUAAACAUUUAUAUCAAUGGCUUGACAAAGUCUGACUGUGGAAUGUUUUCAGUUUGAAAAUGCUUAGCCCGCUCAAGUCAUAAGAUUGUCUCAGUAAUGCUGAGGUAACAGCUAGUAGUCCGCUUCAAAUCAAUACAUUUGUAGUUUGAUUAUGUAUACAGGGCUCGAACUUAACGAAUGCACCGACAGCCAUUGCCUUGUUGAGAUAUUAACUGCCAUAGGACAAAAUAUCUACACCUCGUGUACAUCGCCUGCCUGUAUUUAACAACCUGUAAUUAACAUUGGAAAUGUCAGGCCUCUUGAAUAUUGAAAAUUCUGCGUGACCCAUUUAUCGGUUAUGCAGAAAUAAAUCCAAGUAACUCAUUUCAUUUUUGUGUAACCCAUUAUAUUCAAGUAAAAAAUAGGUUAUGCAAAAUUAGAUUCGCGUGAACAAUGCGCGAACAAAAUGAUUGUUCUUACAAUAGUCAGAGGCCUUUCAAUCAGGUUUAUUUCCUGUGAAAAUCAUUUUCUAAACAAUUGCCAAAAGCAGGGAAUUUCACCCACGGCAAUGUGUUUUUUUAACUUGCUGCUGGCAAAAAAAUACUUAAGUUCGUGCCCUGUGUAUAAUAAUUUCUCUUUACAAUGAUUUUUUUUAAUGGACACAAUUUUGGCUUUAUCUAAUCAGCAUUAUUACCAUUUAACAGAUAUCAUUUGUCUUGACUAAAAAGUUGACAUUAACUGUGUGAAAACUUGACAUUGGUUGUGUGAAAACUUGACAUUAACUGUGUGAUAACUUGACAUUGACUGAAAACUUGACAUUGACUGUGAAAACUUGACAUUGGGUGAAAAUGUGACUGUGUGAAAACUUGACAUUGGCUGUGUGAAAACUUGACAUUAACUGUGUGAAAACUUGACAUUGGCUGAAAACGUGACACUGUGUGAAAACUUGACACUGACUUUGUGAAAAUGUGACAUUGACUGAAAACUUGACAUUGACUGUGACUUGACACUGACUGUGUGAAAACUGUCUUAUGACUUGCACUCAAAUAGCAUUGAUCAUCAGGGUUGUCAUCUGUCGACCUUGUAUCUGAUUUCAGUUUUUCUGAUACAAAAUAAAGUUGUGUACAUUUUAUCGUUUGAAAAAUUUCCACAUGAAUUUGCCAAAAUAUUUCCUUCGAAAAUUGUGUGCCGUCUGUAGAUGAAUCAUCAUUCCGUGUGUUUGGCUAACUGAAACUUUAAUCUGGCUGCUGGGUUUCUCACCAAACUGAUGACAAUGAUUUCUGUCCACCGCCUCCAUUAAUGUCAGGGCUAACUCUGACACUCGCCAAAUUCGCCAAUUGCGAAUUUUAAACACAACUGCCGAAUUUUAUUUUAAUUUGGCAAAAGAGUUGCAUGUAAUAAUUGAUAUUUUGUUGAAAAUAUUUGUGGGCUUCUGCAAUUUUUGGCAUUUAAUAGAUAAUUUGGCGAAAUUUUCUACAUAGCCAGAGAUAGCCCUGAAUGUAUAGUAUGGAGCUUCAGCUGUUAAACAGAUCUCUUAGCUUUUUUUAGUCCCUUGCCAGUCCAACCAGAGGGGAAUAUAGGUUUUGUCUCAGUUCUUGUCUGUGGAGCUGACAUUUUGUAUAUAGCUUUAUCAUGUACUGUUUCAGAUCAAUUGACUUUUCCUUGCAAUUUACAAUUUAUUCACAGAGUUAUAGCCCUUGAACUUCGGAAAGGAAAGGAAAGAAAAUGUUUUAUUUAAUGUGGCACUCAACACAUUUUAUUUACGGUAAUAUGGCAUCAGACACAUGGUUAAGGACCACACAGAUAUU